GUGGCUUUAAAGAAGUCAAGAUGGGGACUCGUGUGAAGGUCCUGAGCGUGUUUAAAGCGCUGCACAGAACAAGGCAGACUGUAUUCAAAGACGACAACAAAGCACUGGCAGCUGCAAAAUUAAAGAUCAAUGAGGAGUUCCGGAAAAACAAAGAUGAAACGUCAGAAGAAAGCAUUGCGAAGAUGAUCAAAAUGGGCUCAGAUGUGGAAGCUGUUAUUCGACAGACGGUGUUACAGAUGGAACAUGUCGGAGACAACAAGCUACUGCUCGUACCCAGAGAGAGCCUCCUACUAGAGAAUGUCCCCUAUUGUGACCAGCCCAGGAAAAAGUCCUGAUAAAUUACAUCUUUGUUACCCAAAACUCAUCUUCAUCCAUCUGCAAUUGAAACUAUUUAACCCGAACAUUUCAAGUUGAAGAUCAUCUCUACAUGAGGAAAUGCCUGUUCUUGAUUCACUGCUGGUGUCGGCAAACUGGAUUAUGUAGUUUCAUGUGUAGUGUUUUGUCAAUGUUAUUUAAAUGUUUUUAUUUUGUUUGGAAGUCUUCUGCCUAAUUUCCAGCGGCUUGUUGUUAUCCUGAAAUCGAAAGAAAAGCUGCUACUGAAAAAUAAAUGUAUAACCGCGUUCUUAUUAAAGAGGAGGAUUGACUCUGA
Messenger RNA from Limanda limanda (common dab), 649 nucleotides. It is a transcript of the gene lyrm7, whose product is annotated as LYR motif containing 7. The coding region runs from base 21 to 335 and encodes 104 amino acids. The transcript has 5 exons. Gene Ontology annotation, biological process: mitochondrial respiratory chain complex III assembly. Lineage: Eukaryota; Metazoa; Chordata; Actinopteri; Pleuronectiformes; Pleuronectidae. The record is from RefSeq and is a predicted model, not a curated record.